CCUUCCCACUGACCAAUGUGCUGCCAGAGUUUAGAGGAUGCUGAGCUCUGAUUGGCCGGGAGCUGUGCUGCAGCAGGUGGGUGUUCCUGCAGCAGCUGAGUCUGGUCAAGACCAGAGGAGCAGAAGGAGCCCAGAGUUCUGGUUCAGGACUUUGUUGAUGGUUGAAGAGACUCUGAGCUGAAGUUCAUCUGGGUCAUGGAUCCUGAUUUCUCCUCUUCUGACAUGUGGUGGGGGACUCUCGGUACCGUCCGGCCGUUCUCCAACUUCCAUCCUGAGAGAGAUGUGCAGGAGAUCCAGGCGGCGCUGGAGAGGAAAGACGCGGUGACGCUGGUGAGGAUUCUGACCAAUCGCAGCAACGCCCAGAGACAAGUCAUCGCCCAGAGCUUUGAGGAGCAAACAAAGCAGGACCUGAGUGCAGCUCUGAAGAAGGCUCUAUCUGGAGACCUGGAGGACCUUCUGCUGCAGCUGAUGAUGCUCCCAGACCAGCUGGAGGCCCACCGGCUGAAGGAUGCCAUGGCGGGUUUGGGCACCGAUGAGGAAACACUGCUGGAGAUUCUGUGCACCCGCUCUGGAAGGAGGCUGCAGGAGGUCAGCGCCGUCUACAAACGGCUUUAUAAGAAGGAUCUGGAGAAGGAGCUGAAAGCAGAGACCAGCGGAGACUUUGCUAAACUGGUUGUGGCGCUGCUGAAUAAGGGUGUUUCUACAGGAGGUGUUCAGAGAGACGUUCAGGCUCUCGCUGCAUCUCUGAGUGGGAAAAAAGCCGAAGCAGGUCCUUGGAUCAACAUCCUGACAUCCAGAGACUCUGGUCACCUGAAGAAAGUGCUGAUGGAGCUGGAACUGGAGACCGGCCAGAUGGUGGAUCAGACGGUGGAGAAACGCUUCUCGGGGGACUUUAGACUCGGUCUGCGGGUUCUGGUUCAGUGCAUCCAGAACCCGGAGGUCUACCUUGCCCAGAGGCUGGUCACCAUGAAGACCUCAUUGGUUCACGGCAUCAUGGUGUCCCACAGUGAGGAGGACCUGCUGGCCAUCAGAGCCGCCUUCCUCAGACUCAGCGGAUCUUCUCUGUUCUCUGCUCUGCAGAACCAUUUUAAAGGACAGCAUCUGCAGGCUCUGCAGGCCGUCUGUCGGUCUGAAGACUGAUCUGAAUCUGCUGCAACAAGGAACCAGUUUAUUCACAUUUUACAGCCACUUUCUGACUCUUAUCUGUAACUUCUACGUUUAGUUUCUGCUGCGUAACACCAGGAUCCCACAUGAAGCCGGAUUACAUUCACACCUGAUAUCAUUCAGUCUGAAA
Molecule: messenger RNA, 1294 nt
Organism: Cyprinodon tularosa
Lineage: Eukaryota; Metazoa; Chordata; Actinopteri; Cyprinodontiformes; Cyprinodontidae
Gene: anxa14
Product: annexin A14
Exons: 13
Coding region: 196-1140 (314 amino acids)
Cellular component (GO): cytoplasm
Molecular function (GO): calcium-dependent phospholipid binding; calcium ion binding
Source: RefSeq, a predicted model, not a curated record